AUGACAUUUAAGUGGGAAAUUGCAAAAGGUAGCUGCAACGAUAAUGUCAUUAUUGUUCCGCAUGUUCAGAUUUCAGAGAAUGAAUCUCAUUUGUUCAAUCGAGCAAUCUCAUCUGGUGGUGGUAUUUUGGGAGACUUGCAAAGAGCUACAAUUGCAGCACAAACAAUCUAUGCAGAUAAUCCAGAACAACCGAAAAAUCGGUCUUCUUGGGUUCUAAAACGUCUUUUUGAAUGGUCUCAUCGAGCAAAAAGUCGUGAACUAUUACGACAUGUUCAAGCAGCCCUGAUUGAAGGUACUGCUGACAAAGAAUUUGACGACGAGGAUAUUGAAAAGCUGCUUACUGUAACGUGGAAUGAACUUUUUGCUGUAAAUGAAAAUUUGUCGCUGAAAGACAGAAGGAGACUUCAAGCGCUCUGGGAAUUAUUCAACAGUGAACUAAAGUACUUUGUCAAGCAGUUACUCGUAUUAAAGAACGUCUUCAAAGAACCGCUCAAGAAGUGCCAAGUAGAAGGGUGCCUGUUAACCGUCGAACCAGACUUAUUAUUUGGUAACUUGGAUCAGCUCUGUCGAAUAAGCCGAGGAUUUUGCAAGUGUUUCUUAUCGUUACUACAAAAGUUUCCUCCAAAUGAACGAAUGACUGCUGCUAAUACAACGGAAUUGAUUGUUCAGCUGUUUGAAAAGUUCUGUAAGGUCUCAUCAAACAUAGCCGCGUAUCAAGCCUAUUGUAUAAACUAUAAAGCCACUAUGGAUUACCUGAGCACUGUGCGGCAUAAAGACGAAAGAUUCUCCGAAUUUGAAAGAGUUUGUCUCUCGGAUCCUCGAUGCUCAAGGCUUCAACUUGAAGAUCUGCUAAUAGCUCCGCUACAACGUAUAACCAGGUUACCGAUAUUACUGAAAGAAGUACUGAAAUAUACAGAAAACCCAGAAGAUCAGAGUCGUAUUGAGAAGGUGAUAGAAACGAUCAGUGAAUCGCUUCGAUCAAUUAACGACUCAGUUCAAUGGUUACAUAAUUUCGAAAGACUGCAAAUGUUGCAAAGCCAGGUUAUUUGGCCAUCAAUUUUCGAUAUGGAGCCACGAUGCUUUAUUCCUGAUUUCUUGAAAGCGGCCUUAACUAGGCAAUUUUGUGAAAAUCUUCUUGCCCAUCCCAGGCGAAGAUUAGUUCACGAAGGUCAUCUCGAGUUUGUGGAAAGCGGUAAAACAUCGGACUGCUAUGCAUUCUUAUUCAACGAUAUGUUUUUGUUGACAAAAAUUAAGAAAGUUGCACCAAGACUAAAGCGGAGCGGUUCACAGAUGCCAAAGGUGGAUCACUAUGUAGUUCACAAACAGCCAAUACCACUAGACUCUUGCGUAUUUUGUGAUGUCGACUCUGGCGAUUCCUCCAAUUCAAUGCUCUUAAAAUUCGCAUUUGUUAUUAUUCACCUCACCCGCUAUUAUCAGGUUGUAUCAGUUUACACAUUUCAAACAUCUACCAAAAAUGAAAAGGAUACGUGGAUUGAGAAGUUUCAAGAAGCGAUAGAAAACUACGAGUCAAUCCAGCUAAAAGAUAUGUUAAAAUGUACUCCGUUGUUUUCUAAUCUGAAUUUCCAGCGCCUUUCCAGUUCACGGCUGAUGUCCACAUUUAACACUACAAAGCCGUAA
Molecule: messenger RNA, 1638 nt
Organism: Enterobius vermicularis (human pinworm)
Lineage: Eukaryota; Metazoa; Nematoda; Chromadorea; Rhabditida; Oxyuridae
Source: the annotation of a GenBank genome assembly